Messenger RNA from Linnemannia hyalina, 1836 nucleotides. NCBI's taxonomy places the organism in Eukaryota, Fungi, Mortierellomycota, Mortierellomycetes, Mortierellales, Mortierellaceae. The record is from the annotation of a GenBank genome assembly.
AUGCCACCCGGUUCUGCAGCAAGAGUGGCAUCAACAAAGUCUGGUUCGAGACCAUCGUCGCCUUCCUUUCACACUAUGACGUCUGUCAAUAUACCACCACCACCUGCACCAGUUCCCAUUAUCUCGCAGUUCUCGUCCUCCCCUCCACUCCGGUCACUCUCUCCUGAGGAACUGAUGGAGCAGACCCAGGUCCUGGACGAUCUUAUGGAUGAUAUUGGCAUGGGCAAGUUCCAGAAGCAACUCCUGGUGCUAUGUGGACUAGGCUGGUUUGCUGAUAAUAUGUGGUUACAGUGCAUCGCGUUGAUUCUACCCCGUGUGCAAGCACAAUUUGAGAUCAGGGACCAGUAUAUCGGGAUAUUGUCGAGCUCGAUGUUUGUCGGGAUGAUGUUUGGAGCCAUGUUCUGGGGCACUCUCUCGGAUGUCUACGGACGGAAGCAGGCCUUCAACUUCACGCUGAUUGUCACUACUGUCUUUGGGAUUGGUUCCAGUUUCGCAAACAGCUAUUGGCUUCUUUGUCUAUUGAUCCUCGGCCUCGGUUUUGGGGUAGAUGGGGCGCUAUUUUUGGAGUUUACGCCAAAGAAGAACCAGUACUUGCUGACGUUUCUGUCGAUAUUCUUCUCGUUCGGUGCGGUGGCGACUUCGAUUCUGGGGUACUUCUUGUUACCUCGUUACAGCUGUGAGACUCCUGUCGAGGGAGGAUGUCAGGGCAAAGGAUGGCGGUAUAUGUUGCUCGCCAUGGGCGGCCUCACGCUGUCGAUGGUGGUGGGAAGGGUGAUACUGUUUAGACUAGAGGAAUCGCCCAAGUAUCUGUUGAACCAAAAUCGACACCAAGAAGCAGCGGUGGUUCUGUGCAGGAUAUACAAGAUCAACCAUAAGGAGACACAGUCGGAGGCAUUUGACGAGAACAUUGAGACGCUGACACUACGGUUCAACCGUCCCGUGAAUGCUGGUGAUGCUUCUUCCUCAGACGAGUCUUCUGCAUCAGAGGCCUCUGAAGCUGAUAUGAGCGAUAUUGAGAACUCAAGGAACAUUAGCAGUGGGAGAAGGAGGACAGAAUCGAACAGUCAUGGACGAAUCCGAAGACAGAGCGGAAAUGGGGGAUCCGGGAUCCAGCACCAUCGUCCUCCAGGUGGCGUCGGCAAUGGGAGCGGCGGCGACCACCAUAGCAAGACAUGGAUCACGUUCCAGAGAUACAGCCGGCGGUGGAAGCACAAGAUUGAGAAGGCAUUGGAACGACUGGAGCCCCUGUUUGUUCCCGAGUUUCGGUUGAGUACGAUCCUGAUCUGGAUCAUCUGGGCGCUGGUCGCCUUUGCCUACACCGCGUUCAAUGUCUUUUAUCCCAAGUUCUUGCAAGAGCAUGGCCAAGGCGGCCACCAGCCGCUGCAGUUGGUGUAUAUGGAUAUCUUGAUCUAUGCCGCCGCUGGUGUUCCUGGCUCUAUGCUCGCGACGGUUAUGGUGGAGGGAAGGUUGGGGAGGAGGUACACAAUGGCAGUAUCGACAUUUGGAACAGCUUUGGCAACCAUCUUGUUUGCAGUCCUCUCGAGUCGUGCGGCCAUGACCAUCUUUUCGGCGAUCCUGAGUCUCCUUGCAACCCUUAACUAUGCUGUUCUCUACUCAUACACGCCCGAAGUCUUUCCCUCUGAUAUCCGUGGCACUGCCUGCGGUGUCGCCGCCGCCAUGUCUCGUCUAGCCGGAAUCAUAACGCCAUUGAUUGUAGGAGCAAUGUUGUCCGUCAACACCUAUUUCCCACUGUACACAGCCUCGAUCAUGUUCUUUGUCUCGGCCGUCUGCAUGUGCUUCCUGCCCAUCGAAACCAAAGGCAGGGCUGCCACUUAG